Naegleria gruberi is the source of this 1608-nucleotide messenger RNA. RefSeq lists its product as uncharacterized. Lineage: Eukaryota; Heterolobosea; Eutetramitea; Acrasida; Naegleriidae. Bases 1 to 1608 code for a protein of 535 amino acids. The transcript is spliced from 2 exons. The record is from RefSeq and is a predicted model, not a curated record.
AUGCACUCUACAACCUCAACGUCGGUACGUGAGGGCGACGAUAGGAAUGUUCAACUCUCACUUCAGCGAUUAAGAACAGAGAAUGAUACCUACCAAAGAAAUUUUGAUAAUUUAAAAAGAGAAUAUCUGGAUUUGUACAAUCAAAACAAUGAACAACACUUGAGAUGGAAAAAUCAAUUGGAAAAGAAAACUAAGGAAUUCGAGUCCUUACGAAAUCAAUUUGAUCGGGAUACUCAAGAGCUUCAACAAAUGAAAAUGAAAUUAAUGGAAGAAUUGGAGUUGAGACAUCGUCUGGAGAGGGAAAUCGAUGAGAAUGAUAAAUUUCGUGAAAUGUAUUCGGAUCUGAGAAGAGAAUACGAACUAACCAAGAAUGAAUUAACACAAAAACUCAAAAUGGCAGAGAAGAGAUUUGAUGAAAUGAAGGGUGACUAUGAAGAUCGUGUUCAAGAGCUCAUCAUGCAAUUAAACGAUCAGAACAUUCAGAUGAAAACAUCUAAGGAGAUUCUCCAAGUAAAACGCCUUGAAGAAGAAAAGGAAGAAAUGUCAAUAAGCAUCAAAAAACUACUUUCCGAACUACAUGAAGUAAGAGAAGAAAAAGCGCAAGCUGUUUCAUCCAGAGAACAAUCCAACCUCAUGAAUAAUCAGAAACAUGCCGAGUUGGUCUCCAAAGUUAGAACAGCAGAGACACAGCACGAAAGACUCCAAAAGAAAUGUGAAAGACUUCAAGCAGAACUUGAAGAAAUUACCAGAAGUAAUGACAAGAUGCACGAUCAAAUUUUAAAACUCGAAAAGGAAUUAACCACAACAAAGAGCAAAUUGGAUGAAACAGAAAAACAGUUUGCCUCAGAACGAACAUCCUACAAGGCCAAUCAACUUCAAAGAGAAAGAGAAUACGAGAGAGAUAGAAACAUUUGGGCAAAUAAGGUUUCUGAAUUGAACAAGAGGGUGGAAGAUCUCCAACAAGCCAAGCAAGAAUUGGUAACACAAUCCUACGAGAUUCACAUUAAGGAAAACGAGAGACUUCAUGAAGCACUUAGAAAGGAAACUGAAAAGUAUUUACAACUUGAAGUUGAAAAGAAUGAGUUAAAACAAGAUUUACUCUCAAAGGAAAAGAGAAGUCAACACGAUGUUCAAGAACUCACUAAUGAAAUUGCCAGACUGAGGAAAGAAUCUGAAAGCGUAAGAGCUGAAGCACAGGCAUUUAGAGAAGAACGAGACUAUCAACUCGAUAAGAAUAAUCACUUGUUAAAGGUCAUUGCCGAUAUUAAACUAGAUAUGGAUACGCUGAAACACAAACACACAGAUUCUAAUGUUAGGGUGGAAAAAUUAUUGAAAGAUCUGCUGGCUGCUAAAGAGAUUGCUAAAAGGUAUGCUGCCAAAGCAAAGAAAAUUAAGGAAGCCUAUCGAUCAAAGGUUUAUUCUGUCCAGAGACAAGUUGAAGAUUUGAAUGAACAAUUGCUACAAGCAGAGACAGGCAUGUCUUCCAUCCAACAAGCUUCCAUAACUGAGAAGCAACAAUUACAACGAAGAAUUUUCGAAUUGGAAAGAGAACGUGAUAGAUUUAAAAUUCUCUCAUCCCAACCACAGCAACACGAAUUGAUUCUGUAG